AUGAGAAAAGAAUUAACAAUAAAACAAGAUGACUUUUGGCGUUUAAUCAAUCGAGAACAGUUUCUUUUGUUUUAUUUUGAUGCUCGUCUACGAUAUCGCAUACCUGCAACAACUACUGAAUAUGUUUACGUGCAAGUUCAUUGUGAUGAUAAAACUAUCGGUGAACAUGCUGAACAAUAUAUUUUAUCUUAUAUCGAACCAAAACACACAAAAUCAAUACCUUAUCCGCCUACAUAUAAACAAGUUUUAUGUGAUAAUGAAUUACUGAAUCGUCUGAUGAAAGAAUAUUUAGUUCAUAUUGAAAUUGAAGAUAAAGCUCAAUCACAUAUGCUCGUAUUUCAUUCAACGACAUUGACAGUUUUAUUUUUAGCGAUAGAUGAUUUUCGAAAAGCUAUAUCAAAUGUUCUUGUAUCUGAUGAAUCAAUCAUAACGGAAACGGAAACAGUAUUAGAAUCUUUAACAAAUAAUUUCGAGCAACACUUCACAACCGUUGAUGAGCAAGAUCGACGAAAUGAAGAAAUACGACAAGAUAACAACGAUAAUCAACAACAAAAACAAAGUGGUUUCCCUUCUUAUUCUAGACAAGAGCCACAAUUAAAGAUUCCUUUUCCUGGCGCUGAAUCAAACGCUCAUGAGACUGAUAUAACCGCCCUUAUUGUUCCAACUAAAAGGAAACAUAAUACAAUUGCUCCUCACCAUAAUAACCGCCCACAAGCAUCUGAUAUAAAUGAUAAUGAGCUCGUACGUGAAAUGUAUCAAAAAUUAAAAGGACGAAAUUUACGUGAUGUUGUUAUUGAUGGCGCAAAUAUUGGAAGAACAUAUGGUGAUUCAGAAUUUUCUGCACGUGGUAUAAAAUUAGCAGUGGAUCUAUUUCAUUCGUAUGGUUAUCCGGAUUCAAAAAUUGUUGUUAUUGUACCAGCACAUUAUUUAUCAAAAGAUAAAGAGCAUAUUUUUCCAAAUUUAAUUCAGCGAAAGAUAGUUCAUAAAGCAUUUCAACAAAAAAUUGAUGAUAAAAAUAAACGAUUUUAUGAUGAUAGAUUAAUUGUUGAUGUUGCUGUAGUACGUAAGGGUAUUAUUUUAUCGAACGAUUUCUAUCGUGAUCUGCUUGCAGAUUCAGGUGAUGCUGUACGUAAAACUAUUCGAGAAAGAUUAUUAUGUUAUCGAUUUAUUGGAGAUAAUUUAUGUUUGCCUAAUCCAGUUUCUGAAGGAGGUUUACCGCUUGACACUUUUCUGUCCAUGUGA
Messenger RNA from Rotaria socialis, 1242 nucleotides. The record is from the annotation of a GenBank genome assembly. Lineage: Eukaryota; Metazoa; Rotifera; Eurotatoria; Philodinida; Philodinidae.